Neopsephotus bourkii (Bourke's parrot) is the source of this 1841-nucleotide messenger RNA. RefSeq names its product F-box protein 31 (gene FBXO31). The coding region runs from base 7 to 1704 and encodes 565 amino acids. The record is from RefSeq and is a predicted model, not a curated record. The transcript is spliced from 10 exons. Lineage: Eukaryota; Metazoa; Chordata; Aves; Psittaciformes; Psittacidae. Gene Ontology annotation, molecular function: protein binding.
GUGGUUAUGGCGGUGUGUGCCCGGCUGUGCGGGGUGGGCCCGGCCCGCGGGUGCCGCCGGCGGGGAGCGGCGCGGGAGCAGCGGCGCGGCGGGGCCGGGGACAGCGAGCCGGACACCGACACCGACCCCGAGGAGGCGGGCGGCGGCGGCUCCGAGGAGGACGAGGAGGCGGCGGAGCGCAUCGAGGGCGGGCGGCCCCUGCCGCACCCCGCCGAGGCCGGCUCGGCUGGACGGGCCCCGCUGUCCAUCCUGGAGCUGCCCCCUGAGCUCCUAGUGCAGAUCUUCGGCUCCCUGCCCGGUACCGACCUACCCAGCCUGGCCCGUGUCUGCACCACCUUCCGCCGCAUCCUCCGCACUGACACGAUCUGGCGGCGGCGCUGCCGCGAAGAAUAUGGGGUCUGUGAAAACCUGCGGAAGUUGGAGAUCACAGGAGUGUCCUGUCGAGAUGUUUAUGCCAAGCGUAUAAACCCACGAGUGAAGUCGGGGCGUUUUAUGAAAAUCCUUCCCGACUACGAGCACAUGGAGUACAGAGAUGUUUACACCUGCCUGCUGCACCGAUACCGACACAUCCUGGGGUUAUGGCAGCCGGACAUUGGGCCCUAUGGGGGACUGCUGAACGUGGUGGUAGAUGGUUUGUUCAUCAUAGGGUGGAUGUACUUGCCACCUCAUGACCCUCAUGUUGAUGAUCCAAUGAGGUUCAAACCUCUCUUCAGGAUUCAUCUCAUGGAGAGGAAGGCUGCAACAGUUGAGUGUAUGUAUGGUCAUAAGGGACCUCAUAAUGGCCAUAUCCAGAUUGUAAAGAAGGAUGAGUUCUCCACGAAAUGCAACCAGACAGACCACCAUCGGAUGUCAGGGGGAAGACAAGAGGAGUUCCGGACAUGGCUACGGGAAGAGUGGGGUCGAACUCUGGAAGACAUCUUCCACGAACACAUGCAAGAGCUCAUUUUAAUGAAGUUCAUCUACACCAGCCAAUAUGACAACUGCCUGACAUACCGACGCAUCUACCUCCCUCCUAGUAGCCCUGAUGACCUUAUAAAGCCAGGUCUCUUCAAAGGAACCUAUGGGAGCCAUGGGCUGGAGAUUGUCAUGUUGAGCUUUCAUGGGAAGAAAGCAAAGGGGACUAAAAUCACUGGAGAUCCCAACAUCCCGGCUGGACAGCAGACUGUGGAGAUUGACCUGGCACAUCCUCUGCACCUGCCUGACAUUGAGAACCUUCGUGAUUUCAGUGAGCUCUCUCGCAUUGUCCUGGAGGUCCAGGAGCAGGUGCGUCGGGAAGAGCAGGAACAGGAACACCGGCAGGAGGAAGAGGACCCUUCCCAGCCUGCUGCAAAGCCCUUGGGAGGAGAAGGUGCCGAGGGGGAAGACACUGCAGCAGGAGCGGAGGGGUCAACCCAGGACAAGGCACCAGCUUCCCAGCCCUUCGUGCUGCCCAUAGGAGUCAUAUCGAGGAAUGAAGACUACCCCCGGACCUGCCGAAUUUGUUAUUAUGGGACGGGGCUUAUUGCUGGCCACGGCUUCACCAGCCCCGAGCGAACACCAGGUGUGUUUGUUCUCUUCGAUGACGACCGCUUCGGAUUCAUCUGGCUGGACCUCAAGUCCUUCAGUCUCUACAGCCGGAUCAAGGUGGCCUUCCAGAACGCUGAAGCACCUUCCCGUGAGGCUUUCGAUGAAAUGCUGAAGAACAUUCAGUCACUGGCUACUUGACGGGUAGUGGUGGACAGGGCUAGGGGUUGCAAAGGCUGCUGCACUCCCCCAGCCAGAGCUUAGAUGGGGAUUCCUUGCUCUUGGUACCUCUGAAGAAAAGCAUGCACUUUUAAUGAAGCCUUUUUACCCCAAAUGUA